Balaenoptera ricei (Rice's whale) is the source of this 1748-nucleotide messenger RNA. RefSeq names its product transmembrane protein 186 (gene TMEM186). The transcript is spliced from 2 exons. The record is from RefSeq and is a predicted model, not a curated record. Gene Ontology annotation, cellular component: mitochondrion. NCBI's taxonomy places the organism in Eukaryota, Metazoa, Chordata, Mammalia, Artiodactyla, Balaenopteridae. The coding region runs from base 30 to 668 and encodes 212 amino acids.
AUUCACUUCCGGCAGCAGGCAUCGAAGUCAUGGCUGCCUUCCUCCGAGCUGUGCCGCGGUCGCCAGGGCCAGCUGCAUGGGGAAGGGCUCUCCACGAGCUGUGGUGCUGCAGUGGGCAGGAUCCUAGGAGGUGGGUGGGAAGCAGGCCACCAGCCUCCAAGGAGAAACCACCCGGCACAGAGACGGAGACAUUUAAGAUGGUGUACCGGUUUGAUGCCAUCAGGGCUUUCGGGUACUUGUCUCGGCUGAAGGUGGCACAGACGGCCCUGACGGUGGUGGCCUUGCCGCCUGGCCUCUACUGGUACUCCCAGGGCCUCAUGACCUUCAACUCCCUGUGCCUGGCGGGCGGGAUCGCUGGCUUUGCCCUGGCCAUGUUGUGCUGGAUGAGCCAUUUCUUCCGGAGGCUGGUGGGCAUCCUGUAUGUGAACGAGUCGGGCACCAUGCUGCGGGUGGCCCACCUGACCUUCUGGGGCCGGCGACAGGAGACAUACUGCCCUGUGGCCGACGUGAUCCCCAUGACGGAAAGCCAGGAUCGGCCUCAGGAGCUGUUUGUGCGGAUCCAGCAGUACAAUGGGAAACAGACCUUCUACCUCACCCUGCGCUACGGACGCAUCCUGGACCGAGAGCGUUUCACACAGGUGUUUGGGAUGCUGGACAAGCUCAAGUGAACGGGCAGGAGCCAGGCCUCCUGCAGGAAGCCUGAGGGUGUGAGCGGGGCUGAAGGAGGGGGUCGGGCAGCUGGAGACUUUGCUGGGGCCCCUGGGAACUUGUCUUUUGGGAUGAGGAAAUUCAUGAGGUAGAAGUGAGUAACUGGGUUUAGAAAGAGGCCCUGAGUGCAGAUUCUUAACUGCACUUGUGUGUGACAUUCAGAUAAUGGCCAGAAGUUUCUGUUAAGAGCCAGUUCUUGGAGGAAGAGAUGCUAAGCUCUCUCGAACAGUUUACACUGCUGUGAAAUCAAAGACAGAGAGGUGGGGGGCGGGAGCCAGAAGACUUGGGUCUGUCCGUUUCCAAAUCCCUGUCCUGGGGCAGGUUAUCAAGUCUCUCAGAGCCUUGGUUUUCACAUCUUUUUUUUUUUUUUUUAACAUGUUUAUUGGCGUGUAAUUGCUUUACAAUGGUGUGUUAGUUUCUGCUUUAUAACAAAGUGAAUCAGCUAUACAUAUUCAUGUAUCCCCAUAUCUCCUACCUCUUGCGUCUUCCUCCCACCCUCCCUAUCCCACCCCUCUAGGUGGACACAAAGCACCGAGCUGAUCUCCCUGGGUUUUCACAUCUUAAAGUGGAAAAAUCCUCCCUGUCUCCCGUGAUGGGUGUGAGAAUAAACAAUAAAUGUCAUUGUUAGUUCAGAGGUGAUGGCACCGCAAAAGGCUUCCAGGCAAUGGGUAGGGAUUUCACCAGCCCUAUGCUGCGCCCCCUUGUGGACCCAGCGGCGGGGGGACCAGGAUGAAGCCUAGAGGUGGGUCGUUUAUUCUGCCAGCACAGUAGCUGCACAGCCACUGGGGCAAGGUUGUAAUCCGAGCAAGUUCACCGCCCAGAGAUCUAGGGGCUCUCACAUCAGAAGGCUUUGCAGUGUGAUAAAGUCAGAUGAACUAUAUGCUGGUGUGAUACUUUAUAAAAUAAAGCCAGGUAUAUGUAAUGUCCCCCGUAAUUAGCAAUAUGCUUAUUAUAUAAUUUGUAACAAAGUAAAGAGGAAAGAAGUCAUGAUCUUUGUAAUUCUACCACUCAGAAGUCAAUAACUAAAUUUUGUUUUGUGA